AUGGCCACCUUUAUAGGCCAAAUCUCUGUGCUUUCCCUCAUUGCCUUAUUUGGUGCAGCCACCACUGCUAUGGUGACAACAGCGAGGAAGGCCGUUACAUUACUGCUAUCGUAUUUGAUAUUUACAAAGCCAUUAACCGAACAGCAUGGGACUGGACUGCUGUUGAUAUCAAUGGGGAUUAUAAUGAAGCUGUUGCCCGAAAACAAGCUGCCCAAGAGGUCAACAACAACCUCAUCUUCCAUCCCCAAGAUUGA
Ilex paraguariensis (yerba mate) is the source of this 254-nucleotide messenger RNA. NCBI's taxonomy places the organism in Eukaryota, Viridiplantae, Streptophyta, Magnoliopsida, Aquifoliales, Aquifoliaceae. The record is from the annotation of a GenBank genome assembly.